AUGCUAAAACAACACAACAAAUUCUCAUCAGAAUAUAAUACAGAAAUAAAACGUUUAAGCCUAAUUUUAAAAGAUGACAAAAGCAAACAAUUAGAGAAAUUACUCACUGAACACACAGAGUUAGAAAAAGAUUACCAAACUAAAUCCACUGAAAUAACAAAAUCAUCCAAUGAACGCAAACAACUCUUAAAUAUCGCCUCCUACACCCGAGAAAUAGAAAAAGAAGAACUUCGCCUCAAUACUAACUCCACCACCCACAACCCUAGAAUGAAAAAUUUUCUCGGAACAGACCGCAAUAAUUACCACUUAAAACCCAAACUAAGCAAUAUCCAAACCCCCUUAGAAGUAAGUCAAUUUAUUUUUGAAUUGCUAAAAGAUAAAAUUCCUCCAAACGGAAUAAUUUUUGACCCUUUCGGAAGCGAUAUUAGCACUGAGGUUUUUUGGUUCAAUAGUUCAGAACAUCCUCGCAGGGGAGGAGUUGAUUUUCUAUUGGCAGAAAAGGCAAAAGUGAAUAAGGAAUUUAAGCCAGCCCUUAUACUUUGUAAUCCUCCUUUUAAUGAUAUUCCUAUUGUGUUAUUUGUUCCCAUGGGAUUUAGAGCCAAUUUAACCUUAACCAGCAAAAGAAAGAUGAAAUUUGAAACAGGGGAAUAUCCUCCUAUUGGAUUAUUUAUUAAAAAGAAAGAACAAGAAUUAAAGCAACAAAUAACUAUUUUAAAAAGACAAGUAUAUAUUUUAAGUUCUAAAUUUAGACAAUGUGAAAAGCAUGAUGAAGACCCUGAGUAUACUCAACGAUAUUUAGCAACUAAAACUGAGUGCCAUGAUUGUGCGGGGGAGAAGUUGAUUGCGAGGGAAAAAGAAACUACUCAACAUGCCUAA
Molecule: messenger RNA, 876 nt
Organism: Racocetra persica
Lineage: Eukaryota; Fungi; Glomeromycota; Glomeromycetes; Diversisporales; Gigasporaceae
Source: the annotation of a GenBank genome assembly